Molecule: messenger RNA, 689 nt
Organism: Rhipicephalus microplus (southern cattle tick)
Lineage: Eukaryota; Metazoa; Arthropoda; Arachnida; Ixodida; Ixodidae
Source: RefSeq, a predicted model, not a curated record
UUUGUUCUUGCUCUUCUAUUUAUGCAAGUUGACUGUCUUUUCGGGGAAUGUUUUCGUUCAACUGUGGAGUAGCGUCGACUGUAUGUGUCUCGUCCGCCGAUGCGUCUUUCGUUAAGGAAGUCUCAACUGGACGCCGUUCGCGAUAUGCUGGCCGACGUUCGGUGGAAAGUGCUCCUACUGGUCUUCCUCACGGCGCUGGGAAGCGAGGUCUUCGGCUGCAAGCCGUUUGAUUCCGUGCGACGAAGGAGGCUUAUGCGGCUUAAAGGCAACUUCAUAAAGAUACAAAACCAGUGCAAAAAGCAAAUCUUCACAUCAAUUAAACUUGUUGCUCGGGACGACAUUAAAAAGCUGAUGAACGCUUUCUGCGAAGCCCACGAUGCUUGUAUGAAAUCGACAGCAGAUGGAAAUGCAGUUGAGCUCAUAGACUGUUGGACGUAUGCAGUCAAGAACGAGACUGGCCCUUACCACGCCACGGCUCUUCCGAGAGCCUGUACAAAGCCAUAGGUGCCACUUUCGCGUGCCUCAGGAACACCGACCUCGCAAAGCUGUCAUUACAAUCGAUCGACGACCUCACUUCAUUCGGCAUGGAGUACGCCUUCGCCAUUGGAUAGUUAGCCAAGCAACACUCGUGUGCCGGCGAAAUCCGCGCUAACGUUUUUUUCCAAGAAAAUAAAUGCAGGACAUGUGUA